CAUGAUCUCUAAGGGUGCACAAGAGUUUCGAAAAUGGAUCUCUGACUUUGGACGCAGUCUGAAAGUCAAAAAGUCAGAAUUCAUCACAUGGAUUUUUCAUGGUGAAGAUGAUUCUCUAGUACAUCAAGACCCAGAUGAACGGUCAUCUUGUUGUAAUGGAGAGUCUAUGGAGAUGGUUAUUUUCAGUAAUGAAGAUAAGCAUGAAAAUGCCCAAGAAAGUCAAGAUUUCUUGAACGAUUUAAGUGAAAUUCUAAAUUGUAUUGAAGGCAAAGAGAACAAUGAUUUGCCAUCGACUUCUCAACAGGUUGACGACCUAGUUGAAUACCAAACUACUUUUUUCGAAUUUCAUGGGAACAUGGCUAUUUCCAGUAGAAAUAACAUCGAAGAUGUUCAACCUGAGGAUCAAGCCCUACAUAUAGGAAAGUAUGGAGUGGAAGAGAACGGUGAUGAAGAUCAUGAUCAACGCCAACAAGUUCACAACCUAAAUGAAGGACAAACUGAUUUUAUCGAAGAGUUUGAGAACAUUAAUGAAAAUAAGCAACAUAUGAAAAACGGUGUAAACAGUGCUCUUGAUUUGCCGUUGAUGUCUCCUGGUGAAAACCAUGAAGAACGUGAACGAGUUUGCAACCAAAGUGAAAGGCAAAUUUUACAUUUUAUAAAAUAA
This is a messenger RNA of Dimorphilus gyrociliatus, 664 nucleotides long. NCBI's taxonomy places the organism in Eukaryota, Metazoa, Annelida, Polychaeta, Dinophilidae. The record is from the annotation of a GenBank genome assembly.